Darwinula stevensoni is the source of this 1221-nucleotide messenger RNA. The record is from the annotation of a GenBank genome assembly. Lineage: Eukaryota; Metazoa; Arthropoda; Ostracoda; Podocopida; Darwinulidae.
UCCAACGUGUCGGAAAACGGGGAGGAGGAGGAGGAGAACGAGGAGGAGGAAUUGAAAGAAGGCUACCGCGAUGCCCGGAUCCAAGUCCUUUUGGCUGUGGCUUACUCGGCAGGCAUUGGAGGGACUGGGACCCUCACCGGAACGGGAACCAAUCUCAUCUUUAAGGGUAUCGUGGACGAGUAUGUAGAUUUCGUUCUCGUUUUCCUCAUUCGCGGCUUGCUAUGGGGAGACAGGGGGUGGGGGGAGGGAACGAUGCUUCGUCAGAGAGAGGUAUUCGUGUCUAUUUCUAGGCGGUACGGACCAGAGGCUGGAUUGAAUUAUGGGACCUGGAUGGCUUUCAAUGUUCCGGGAUUGCUGCUCAAUGUCUUCAUCGCCUCUCUCUGGCUCCAAGGAAUUUUCCUCUUCGCUCAAAGGGCUCCGAGUCGAAGCGAAGAGGCGAAGGCGGCAGAAGCGGCUCGUGCCGUGAUCAACAAGAAAUACGCUGAACUAGGAUCCAUGUCUUUCCACGAACUCUUGACCCUUAUACUGUUUGUCGCCCUGGUUGUGCUCUGGCUCUCCCGGGAUCCCAAGUUUGUCCCCGGAUGGGCCGAUUGGAUCAAAGGAAAACGCAGCAGGGAGCAAGUGAUCUCCUCCGUUUUAGAUAAGCCGUCAGAGUCAAGCGAGGCUCUUCUCAAUUGGAGAAUCCUCCACGAAAAGAUGCCCUGGGGAUUGAUCCUCCUGAUAGGUGCAGGAUUCGCGAUAUCCAAAGCCUCCGAGGUAUCCUGCAUGUCGUACUGGCUGGGCCAGCAGAUGGGAAACCUAAGAUUCUUGUCCCCGUCCGUUCUCGUUUUCAUCAUCACUCUUAUGACAGCCAUGAUAACGGAAGUGGCUUCCAAUACAGCUACUGCUAGCAUCCUCCUACCCGUCUUUGCUCAGCUGGCAAAUGUGGUGAGGGUGAAUCCUCUGUACCUGAUGCUGCCAGCGACCGUGGCCUGUUCGUAUGCCUUCAUGCUCCCAGUGGCCACUCCAUACAAUGCCAUCGUCUUCGAGGCCACCCAGAUGAAGACCUCCACCAUGAUGAAGGCCGGGUUCGUCAUGAACGUAAUAUGUGUGGGGGUAAUCAACCUGAUGAUCAACACGUUGGGGGAUUAUCUCUUCGACUUCUCCAAAUUCCCCGACUGGGCAGACGCGGUCAGGAAUUCAAGCUCCUCCCCCUCCUCUUAUUGCAACUAUACUCUCUAC